Molecule: messenger RNA, 2255 nt
Organism: Erigeron canadensis
Lineage: Eukaryota; Viridiplantae; Streptophyta; Magnoliopsida; Asterales; Asteraceae
Product: protein KINESIN LIGHT CHAIN-RELATED 1
Exons: 3
Coding region: 199-2007 (602 amino acids)
Molecular function (GO): protein binding
Source: RefSeq, a predicted model, not a curated record
CUUUUUUCACAACUCAACAAUCACACACACUCUGCAGCUACCUAGUCACACCACCACCAACAACCAAUUCUCAUCACUGCAUAAAGUUCAUCAUAUCUAUAUUUCCGGCUAGUUUAUAGAUCUACAUUUCUGUUAAUCACUUUCUCAUUCUUACAUACAUAUAUACAUAGAUAUAGAUAGAUAUAUAAUAUAUCCGCCAUGCCUGGUUUAGUCUCCGUCAAAACACCGCCACGUAUCACAAUCCCCGACGACAACCAAAGCCACCAGAUCCGGCCAACUCCGGACCGUGCAGAAUCAAUCAACACCAAAACAGCUUCACCGGCGCAACGACGGCCUCCGUCACCAUCACCGUCAUCAUCACGCGCCAAGCCGUCACCAGAUCGGAGCUCCGGAAAGAAGAAAUCACCCGAAAAACACUCGCUGCUCGACGAGUCAUCACUAGACAAUCCAGAUCUCGGUCCGUUUCUGUUAAAACUCGCGCGUGACACAAUCGCGUCUGGUGAUGGACCGAGCAAGGCGUUAGACUACGCGCUUCGCGCGUCGAAGUCGUUUGAACGAUGCGCAGUUGAAGGUGAACCGAGUCUAGAUCUGGCUAUGUGUUUACAUGUUGUUGCGGCGAUUUAUUGUAGUUUGGGAAAGUUUGAAGAGGCGAUUCCGGUAUUGGAUAGAGCGAUUAAAGUUCCAGAAGUUUCGAGAGGCGCGGAUCAUGCUUUAGCUGCUUUUUCGGGGUAUAUGCAACUCGGUGAUACUCAUUCUAUGUUAGGCCAGCUUGAUCGCUCUAUCGAGUGUUAUAAGGAAGGUUUGAAGAUUCAAAUGGAGGCCUUAGGUGAUACAGAUCCUCGUGUAGCUGAAACUUGCAGAUACUUGGCUGAGGCCCAUGUCCAAGCAAUGCAAUUUGAUGAAGCUGAGACCUUGUGCAAAAGAACCCUUGAAAUCCAUAGAGUGCACAGUCCACCUGCAUCUCUUGAAGAAGCAGCUGAUAGGCGAUUAAUGGCUCUCAUAUGUGAGGCAAAAGGUGAUUAUGAAGCAGCCCUGGAACACCUUGUACUUGCCAGCAUGGCAAUGAUUGCCAAUGGACAAGAUAAUGAAGUUGCUGCAAUUGAUCUCAGCAUAGGCAACAUUUAUUUGUCGCUCUCACGUUUUGAUGAAGCCGUGUUCUCUUAUCAAAAGGCGCUUACUGUCUUCAAAGCGUCAAAGGGUGACAACCACCCUUCAGUUGCUUCUGUUUUUGUACGCCUUGCUGACCUGUACCACAAGACUGGAAAACUGCGAGAAUCUAGAUCGUAUUGUGAAAAUGCCCUUAGAAUAUACGCAAAACCUGUGCCUGGGACUACUCCAGAAGAUAUAGCCAGUGGUAUGACAGAAAUUUCAGCAAUAUAUGAAUCUUUUAAUGAACCUGAGGAGGCAUUGAGGUUGUUGCAGAAAUCAAUGAAACUUUUGGAGGACAAGCCCGGCCAGCAAAGUACUAUUGCAGGAGUAGAAGCACGAAUGGGUGUCAUGUUUUAUAUGGUGGGAAGGUAUGAAGAAGCAAGAGGAGCUUUCGAAAGUGCUGUUGCCAAACUAAGGGCUAGCGGAGAAAGAAAAUCAGCAUUUUUUGGGGUUGUUCUGAACCAGAUGGGGUUGGCUUCGGUACAACUCUUCAAGAUAGAUGAAGCUGCUGAACUGUUUGAGGAAGCCAGGGAAAUCCUUGAACAGGAGUGUGGGCCUUGUCACCAAGAUACCCUUGGAGUAUACAGCAAUCUUGCUGCAACAUAUGAUGCUUUGGGAAGAGUUGAAGAUGCAAUUGAGAUUUUGGAGUAUGUUCUUAAAUUAAGAGAAGAAAAGCUUGGAACAGCAAACCCAGAUUUUGACGACGAGAAAAAAAGGCUAGCAGAGCUCCUGAAAGAGGCAGGAAGGUCACGCAACAAGAAAGCAAAGUCACUUGAAAACCUAAUAGAUCCCAAUUCAAAGAGGACAAAGAAAGAAACUUCAUCAAAGAAAUGGUCUGCCUUCGGAUUUAGAAGCUAAAAAACAUAAAGAAAACUUUUUUCCUAAUAUAUUCGCUAAUUACUAUUUACCACCCCCUUCAAUUAUCAAGCAUACGAUGUGCAUCAUAGAAGAUGGUGUUAUGUGUAUAGUGUUUCUUCUGAUUCUCUCAUCAUUUGAUUGACACCCCUUUUUUUUUUCCUAUUCUUUUUCUCGUUCUUUGGGGCUUUGAGUUUGUUUCCUUAAUCUGUUGUACGGAAUGGAAUAUAUUUUAUUUGUGAUUUCUGAUA